Chrysoperla carnea is the source of this 1677-nucleotide messenger RNA. Its product is annotated as oocyte zinc finger protein XlCOF6.1-like. The transcript has a single exon. The record is from RefSeq and is a predicted model, not a curated record. NCBI's taxonomy places the organism in Eukaryota, Metazoa, Arthropoda, Insecta, Neuroptera, Chrysopidae. Bases 296 to 1597 code for a protein of 433 amino acids.
AUGUAACGUUUGUUUUAAAACAUUUACACAAAAGUGCACUUUAGAUAAUCAUUUACGAAUUCACACCGGACAGAAACCAUAUUCUUGUGAAAUCUGUAAUAAAUCAUUUAUUCAACGAAUUAGUUUAAUUAAACAUAAAAAGAAAGAUUGUGAAAAGGAAAAACUAAAACAAACGAAACAAGAAAGUUGUUACGUUGAAGAAAGUAAUUAUGUUGCUGAAAGUUUCACCGAUGAUUACGUUGAAGAAGAUUACAGCGAAGAAGAACCUACAACUGAAGUGGAACCUUCAAUUGAAAUGGAACCUACGAUUGAAGUAGAACCUACAAUUGAAGUGGCUGGAAAUACAACAGGAAACUAUAAUGAUGUUAAAUUAGAAGAAAUGAAGCCAGAAAUUGUUUUCGAAGAACAAAAACAAAUUUAUUCUGAAGAAAAACCUACAGAAGUAAACGAAAAACCUCAACAAGAAACUAUUUUCGUUGAACCUAAACCAAUUAAGGAAAAACCAUUUCCUUGUGAUAUUUGUGGUAAAAAAUUUAGUCUUCUAGGUGGUUUACUUGUACAUAAAAGACUUCAUACGGAUGCAAAACGUUUUUCAUGUGAUUAUUGUGAAAAAACCUUUACCCAACAAACCAGUUUGAUUAAUCAUCAACGAAAACAUACGGGAGAGAAACCAUUUUUAUGCGACAUUUGUGGUGAAAGUUUUGCGUAUCAAAUUAAUCAUUUUAAUCAUAAACAAAGACAUUUUGAAGAAAUUGAAUUUGAUAAUGAUAAAACAUUUAUGAAUCAAAAUUCUUUCUACAAUGGCAAACAAAUUUAUACCGGUAAAAAAUAUUUCCCUUGUGAUGCUUGUGAUAAAGUGUUUACUCAACAAAGUAAGUUAACCAGACAUUCACGAGUCCAUACGAAAAUUUUUUCGUGUACUUUUUGUAGUAAAACAUUCACCCGUCAUAGCAGUUUAGUUUAUCAUAAACGAAUUCAUUCUCCAGAAAUUCUUUCUUGUGAUAUGUGUGAUAAAACAUUUACUCGGGAAAGUAAUCUACGAGUACAUAAAAGAAUGCAUACUGGAGAAAAACCUUUUGCCUGUGAUGAAUGUGAUAAAGUAUUUACUCAUCAAAGUAGUUUUGUUUAUCAUAAACGAAAACAUCUUGGAGAAAAACCUUUUUCAUGCGAUGUUUGUAAUAAAACAUUUAUGUACGCUAAUCAUUUAGAUCAACAUAAGCGAAGUCACACGGGGGAACGACCAUUUUCAUGUGAUAUUUGUAAUAAAACAUUUGCAGCGAAAAGUGAUAUAGUUACACAUAAAAGGAUUCAUACUGGAGAUAGACCAUUUCCGUGUGAUUUUUGUGAUAAACGAUUCACUAUUAAAAAUAAUUUAACUAAACAUCGACGAAUUCAUACUGGAGUAAAACCGUUUGCAUGUGAUUUUUGUGAUAAGUCAUUUACACAAAAAAGUACUUUAGAAAAUCACAAACGAACACAUACCGGACAAAAACCAUUUGCUUGUGAUAUUUGUGAUGAAAAAUUUAUUCAACGAAUUAGUUUAACUAAACAUAAAUUAAUACAUACCGGGGAAAAAGAAAAAAAGAAACGCGGUUAAGGUUGAGUAAAACGAUACAGGUUAGGUUGGAGUGGCUGUCCUGGGGUGGGACACGCUUAGACCAUAGGGUAAGUUGUGAU